UGAGAUGAGAUGAGAUGAGAUGAGAUGAGAUGAGAUGAGAUGAGAUGAGAUGAGAUGAGAUGAGAUGUCUGGAGCAUUUCUUACCAGGAGAGGUGUGGGAGCUAGGCCUGAGAAGCUGGCCCUAGAGAAGCUGGGAGCUGGGCCUAGAGAAGACUGAGAGGAGAUCUCGUUAAUGCGUAUAAGUAUAUCCAAGAUGGAAUUUCCUUCUAGUUUCACUAGUACUGAAAGAGCGUAUGUUCAUCGGCUCUGUCAGUCUCUUGGACUGGUGUCUAAAAGCAAAGGAAAAGGAGCCAAUCGAUACCUGACUGUAAGGAAGAAGGAUGUAUCAGAACUGACACAUGCAGUCAUGACUUGUGACUUGGCGCUCCAUACGAAACAUGCUGUUCGGAGUCUAAUUCAGAGCUUUCCUGUCACAAAUAAAGAACGGACAGAGCUCCUGCCAAGGACAGAGCGAGGAAAUGCUUGUGCUGUUGAAUCUGAAAACAAAGAAGUGAACAAGACAAGUGGUCGACUUAAUGAUGGUAUUCCCCAGAUCCCAGUGAAAAGAGGGGAAUCAGAGUUUGAUUCCUUCAGGCAAUCACUACCAGUUCUUGAAAAACAGGAAGAAAUCGUCCAAAUAAUAAAGGACAAUAAAAUUGUUUUGAUUAUAGGAGAGACUGGAUCAGGAAAAACUACUCAAAUCCCUCAGUUUAUCCUUGAUGACUGCUACAAGAAUGGAACUCCCUGUCGUGUGUUUUGUACUCAGCCAAGACGUUUAGCAGCUGUUGCUGUGGCUGAAAGAGUGGCAGCAGAAAGAAAAGAGAAGAUUGGUCAGACAAUUGGUUACCAGAUCCGCUUAGAAAGCAGGGUUUCUCCAAAGACACUGGUAACAUUCUGCACUAAUGACAUGCUCCUUCGCACGCUGAUGGCAGGAGACAGCACCCUCUCCACUGUGACCCAUGUUAUUGUGGAUGAAGUACAUGAGAGGGAUAGGUUCAGUGACUUCCUGCUAAUAAAACUGAGAGAUGUGCUGCAAAACCAAACUAAUUUAAAAUUAAUUAUUUCUAGUGCUGCUCUAGAUGCAAAUCUCUUUAUUAGGUAUUUUGGAAGCUGCCCAGUAAUACAUAUUCAAGGAAGAGCUUUUGAAGUUAAAGAGAUGUUUCUGGAGGACAUUUUACGAAGCACUGGGUAUACAAACAAAGAGAUGGUAAAGUACAAAAAAGAGAAGCAGCAAGAAGAGAAGCAGAAGAGCACUCUUGCUGAGUGGUGUUCCGCUCAAGAAAACACUCACAAACUGGCAUCUCGGAGGCAAAAAUCGGUUCCAAGGGCAAAUGAAGAGUACAAGUGGUUGGAUGAUGGUGGUGACACAGUAUUUAAUCAACUUACCGAGAAAGAUGUGAAUUGCCUUGAACCGUGGAUAGUAAAAGAAAUGGAUUCCUGUCUUUCUGACAUCUGGUUGCAUAAAGAUAUUGAUUCCUUUGCUCAGGUGUUCCAUCUUAUUUUAACUGAAAAUGUCAGUGUUGAUUAUAGGCACAGUGAAACUGGUGCAACUGCUCUGAUGAUUUCUGCAGGGAGAGGCUUUUUGAGUCAAGUAGAACAGCUGAUCAGCAUGGGAGCAAGUAUCCACUGCAAAUCAUCCAAUGGCUGGAUGGCUGUGGACUGGGCUAGGCGUUUUGGACAGACUGAGGUUAUUGAUCUGUUGGAAUCCUACAGUGCUUCAUUCGGAUUUGGAAAUCUGGAUGAAAGUUCCCUGGUCCAAAAAAGUGGUAGUGACCUUAGUGCAGAGGACAGAGAACUACUGACAGCUUAUCAUCACAGUUUUGAUGAUGAAAAAGUGGAUCUGGAUCUGAUAAUGCACUUACUUAACAGCAUCUGUCAUAGCUGUGAUGCAGGAGCAAUUUUAAUAUUUCUCCCUGGAUAUGAUGAGAUAGUGAGCCUGAGGGACCGCAUUCUUUUUGAUGACAAGAGAUUUGCUGAUAAUGCUAACAGAUACCAAGUUUUCUUGCUUCAUUCGAGUGUGCAGACUUUGGAUCAGAAGAAAGUGCUUGAAACUCCACCUUCUGGCAUCCGCAAAAUUAUUCUUUCUACUAAUAUUGCGGAAACAAGCAUAACUGUUAAUGAUGUUGUGUUUGUCAUUGACUCAGGCAAGGUGAAAGAGAAGUCUUUUGAUGCACUGAGUCGUGUUACAAUGCUAAAAAUGGGGUGGAUUUCAAAAGCCAGUGCUGUCCAGAGAAAAGGAAGGGCUGGGCGCUGUCAGCCUGGAGUCUGUUUUCGUCUCUUCAGCAGACUCCGAUUUCAGAAUAUGUUGGAAUUUCAAUGUCCAGAACUUCUAAGAAUGCCGCUUCAGGAGAUUUGUUUGUACACAAAACUUCUGGCUCCAACUAACUGUCCAAUUGUAGACUUCCUUAUGAGAGCUCCUGAUCCUCCACCUGCUGUAACUGUGAGAAAUGCUGUGCAUAUGCUUAAGACCAUAGAUGCCAUGGACCCUUGGGAAGAUCUCACUGAGCUUGGUUAUCACCUCACUGAAUUACCUGUAGAGCCACAUCUCGGUAAAAUGGUGUUGUAUGCCGUAGUUCUGAAGUGCCUGGAUCCUGUUCUGACCAUUGCCUGUGCUCUUGCCUGCCAAGACCCUUUUGUGCUGCCCACGCUGGCCUCCCAAAAGCGUGCAGCCAUGCUGUGCAGGAAGCGUUUUGCUGCAGGGACGUUCAGUGACCACAUGGCCCUGCUCAGGGCUUUCCAGGCAUGGCAGAAGGCACGCAGUGAUGGCUGGGAGAGAGCCUUCUGUGAAAAGAACUUCCUAUCCCAAGCCACAAUGGAAAUCAUCGUAGGAAUGAGAACACAGUUGCUUGGCCAGCUUAGAGCCUCAGGUUUUGUGAGAGCCAGAGGAGGAGCUGAUAUUAGAGAUGUCAAUACUAACUCUGAGAACUGGGCUGUAAUUAAAGCUGCCUUAGUGGCCGGGAUGUAUCCCAAUCUUGUGCAUGUAGACAGAGAAAGCCUGGUUUUGACUGAACCAAAAGAGAAGAAAGUGCGAUUUCAUCCUACCUCUGUUCUUGGUCAAUCUCAGUAUAAAAAGAUUGCCCCAGCAAAUGGACAAGCUGCAGCCAUCCAGGCCCUCCCUACAGACUGGCUUAUAUAUGAUGAAAUGACGAGAGCUCACAAGACAGCAAACAUCAGGUGCUGCUCUGUUGUGACACCUGUCACUGUGGCCCUCUUCUGUGGACCAGCCAGACUGCCAAGUAAUGCCUUGCAGGCAUCUUCAUCCUUUCGAGGGGGAGGGGCAUCUAAUGAUAGCAGUGACAGUGAGAUGGAGGACAAAACAAUUGCUAAUCUGGCACUACUGAAGCUGGAUGAAUGGCUCCAUCUCAAACUGGACCCUGAAGCUGCUGGAAUGCUGUUGCAACUCAGGCAGAAGUGGCACAGUUUGUUCCUGCGUCGUAUGCGAGCUCCUUCUAAACCGUGGUCUCAGGUUGAUGAAACAACUGUAAGAGCAAUUACAGCUGUUCUGAGUGCUGAAGAACAGUCUGCAGGUCUGCAGCAGCCUUCAGGAAUUGGCCAGAGACCAAGACCUGUGACUUGUGAAGAACUUCCUUUGGCAUCUACAUGGAAGUCAACCAACAGCAGAAAAAACUCAACAGAAACUGAAUUGUCUGACUCUUCUAAUGCUGAAAAGGUUUCAGUGAAAUCUACAUCUCCCGCACUCCACCAGCCAAAGAAGUACAAAGAAAAAGACGUUUUGCUCGCCAAACGAUCCUCAGAUGACAGAUCAUCUCAGUCCUCAGUGAAGCCUGCAGACAGCAGCCCCUGUGCUAGUCCUUCUUCUCCAAUAUCUGGAAAGGGUUGCAAAUCUCCUUCACCAAGACAAAACAUGCCAGUUCGAUACUUUAUAAUGAAAAGUAGCAACUUGCAGAACAUUGAUAUUUCUCAACAGAAGGGAAUAUGGUCCACUACACCAAAUAAUGAACGAAAACUGAAUGGAGCUUUUUGGGAGAGCAGCAUGGUUUACUUAAUAUUUUCUGUUCAAGGGUCUGGAUGCUUUCAGGGUUUUGCUAGAAUGGGUUCAGCUAUCGGGUGUGAGAAAAGUCAAGACUGGGGAUCUGCUGGUUUUGGAGGUGUAUUUAAGGUUGACUGGAUCCGAAAAGAAAUCAUUCCUUUUCAGUUUGCACACCAUUUGCUCAACCCAUGGAACGACAGUAAGAAAGUACAGAUAAGUAGAGAUGGCCAGGAGCUGGAACCACAAGUUGGCGAGCAGUUGCUGCAGCUUUGGGACCGUAUUCCUUUGGCAGGAAAAAAACUGACUGAGCAUGCCAAGUAAUAUGACAGAGCUGGUCUAGGUUGUUGAAACUUGGCCAUGAGAACCAGCAGCAUGGCUACAAUAAAGAUGAGGAAGAAGGCAACACAACCUCCUGACAUUCUUAGUCAUGCCGUGCAGCUAGGAGUGGAAAAAUAAGAGGGAAUUGUGUUGUUUUCAGUAUUUACUUGCCAGCUUAUUUUUUGACUGAGUUGGUUAUUUUACAGUAGUGUGCAGUUGAUACUUAAAAAUACAGUUAAAUUCAAAACAAAGUUUGAAACAAUGGACCUCAUGUAAGUUGUCCGUGGGUUUACAAGAGUAUAGCAGAUAGUUUAAGUAUGCAGUUUACAGUUAAAGCUUUCUCAACCCAAUAAACGGCAUGAGAACGUAAAUAUUAAUUAAUCAAUCUUGUAGUUCAGUUAAAAAAAUACAAACUCCAAAUAUGUUGAACAGCUCCUUAAGUACUUCUACAUCCACAGUGCAAGAGAGAAUAAUAUAUUCAUACAAACAACUAGGCAGGUGGAAAUGUUAAUUUUUAAUUUAU
Messenger RNA from Ficedula albicollis (Collared flycatcher), 4811 nucleotides. Its product is annotated as probable ATP-dependent RNA helicase YTHDC2. Gene Ontology annotation, cellular component: intracellular anatomical structure. The coding region runs from base 173 to 4291 and encodes 1372 amino acids. Gene Ontology annotation, molecular function: protein binding; RNA binding; ATP binding. The record is from RefSeq and is a predicted model, not a curated record. NCBI's taxonomy places the organism in Eukaryota, Metazoa, Chordata, Aves, Passeriformes, Muscicapidae. The transcript is spliced from 30 exons.